AGUGUAUAUUCUGGUAUAUAGAUACUUACAAAAAUGGAACAACAGUUGGAUUGUGCACUAGAUUUGAUGAGGCGUUUACCACCUCAACAUAUAGAAAGGAACUUGAGUGAUCUUGUGGAUUUAGUGCCAGCUCUUUGUGAAGACCUACUUUCUUCUGUUGACCAACCUCUUAAAAUUGCCAGGGACAAAAACACGGGAAGAGAUUACCUGCUGUGUGACUAUAACCGUGAUGGAGAUUCCUACAGAUCACCAUGGAGUAAUGUGUAUGACCCUGCCUUGGAAGACGGUGCCAUGCCCUCUGAGCGACUGCGGAAGCUGGAACUGGAAGCUAACCAUGCUUUUGAUCAGUACAGAGACAUGUACUUCGAGGGUGGAGUAUCAUCAGUCUACCUCUGGGAUUUGGAACCUGGCUUUGCUGGUGUUAUAUUGAUUAAGAAAGCUGGAGAUGGCAGCAAGAAGAUCAAAGGGUGCUGGGACAGCAUUCACGUUGUAGAAGUCAUUGAGAAGAGUAGCGGACGCUCUGCGCACUACAAGCUCACAUCAACUGCCAUGCUGUGGCUGCAAACCAACAAACUAGGAUCUGGCACCAUGAACCUGGGUGGUUCUCUUACUAGACAAUCAGAGCAAGAUAACACUGUGUCUGAGGCAUCUCCUCACAUUGCAAACAUUGGACGCAUGGUGGAAGACAUGGAGAACAAAAUUCGCAAUACCCUGAAUGAGAUAUAUUUCGGCAAAACCAAGGACAUUGUAAAUGGCUUACGUUCAGUCCAAAGCUUACCCGAUCAGAAACAAAAAGAUGCUCUGCGCAACAGCAUCAAAGAAGCUCUCAUCAUACGCCAAGCUCGUACCACUUCCCAGCCGUCUGAGUGAUCUUACUUUGGCACUUGAAAAACGCUAGCCUCUCUCGCCUUAACCCUUCAAUGUGCAAAUUUUUGCCAGCAUAAAAGAAUUUAUUCACGGUUUUUUUGCCCACUAAAGAAAUUUUUACAUUUUAAUUUUUAUUAAGGGAAGAAACUUAGUUUCUUGUCAAAGAUCAUUUUCUAGAUUUUUUCUGAUGCUAGCGUUGCAGGGGAUCUGGUACAAAUAUGAGACAUGCCCAUAAUGCUUCAAAAGCGUUUACUCCAGCACACCGUGCCGGUUUGCUCAGGUCACUCGAUGCAUUUCAGCUUGUUUAUCCGCAUGGGUUUCUGAACACAAAUAAAUAUAUAUACCCAGCAAUAUUAAAGGAAGCGUGAGCACAAAUCUUUUUUUUUAACAAGGGUCUUGCAUUGCAGAGGCUUUUUACCUGUUUCCCUGUAGUGCGGUGAAUGCACCAAUGCUAGGUAUCUGUUGCUAGCGCGGCAUCGGUGUUACUCUGCUACCUGCUCUGAUAGUAGCUCUAGUUCUCAUGUUAUUCAGAAUUAUCAAAUUUUAUAUAAACCAACAUUUUCAUAGGAAAUUUUUCCGUUCCUUCUAUUGCUUUAGAUUUGUUUGUUUUCCCCAUAUACAGUUGUGUAUGUUAACUAACUAGAACGUUUUCUGUUAGUCGAUGUUUUUUUUAUAUUCUGUACUUGAUGUUUUCAGACUCCCACUAUUUAUAAUUAAUUUUUUUGUAGAGCUUAGGUUGUACCUUGGAAUUAAUAUGCUAUUUCUCCUGUUAUUCAUUUCUUGUGAUGCUUGAUUUGUGUCAAAUCUAAAUCUUAUCUUUUA
This is a messenger RNA of Hyalella azteca, 1689 nucleotides long. It is a transcript of the gene cpb, whose product is annotated as F-actin-capping protein subunit beta. Gene Ontology annotation, molecular function: actin filament binding. The record is from RefSeq and is a predicted model, not a curated record. Lineage: Eukaryota; Metazoa; Arthropoda; Malacostraca; Amphipoda; Hyalellidae. The coding region runs from base 34 to 870 and encodes 278 amino acids. Gene Ontology annotation, biological process: negative regulation of filopodium assembly; barbed-end actin filament capping; cell morphogenesis. The transcript has 4 exons. Gene Ontology annotation, cellular component: cytoplasm; F-actin capping protein complex.